GCAUGGAGGAGAUUCCAGGAAACAGGUAGUUACUCCAGGAGAGCUGGACAGGGCCGUGGAAGGUCCUUCAACCCUCAGCAGGAUCGGUAUCUGCUCCUUUGUGCAAGGAGGAACAGGAUGAGCACUGCCAGAGCCCUACAAAAUGACCUCCAGCAGGCCACUGGUGUGAAUGUUUCUGACCAAACAAUCAGAAACAGGCUCCAUGAGGGUGGCCUGAGGGCCCGACGUCCUGUAGUGGGCCCUGUGCUCACUGCCCAGCACCGUAGAGCUCGAUUGGCAUUUGCCAUAGACCACCAGAAUUAGCAACUACACCAUUGAUGCCCUGUGCUCUUCACUGAUGAGAGCAAGUUCAACCUAAGCACAUGUGACAGACGUGAAAGGGUCUGGAGAUGCUGUGAGAACGUUAUGCUGCCUGGAACAUCAUUCAGCAUGACCGGUUUGGUGGUGGGUCAGUGAUGGUCUGGGGAGGCAUAUCCCUGGAAGGAUGCACAGACCUCUACAGGUUAGAUAACGGCACCCUGACUGCUAUUAGGUAUCGGGAUGAAAUCCUUGGACCCAUUGUCAGAACCUACGCUGGUGCAGUGGGACCUGGGUUCCACCUGGUCCACGACAAUGCCCGACCUCAUGUGGCUAGUGUAUGCAGGUAGUUCCUGGAGGAUGAAGGAAUUGAUACCAUUGACUGGCCCCCACGUUCACCUGACCUAAACCCAAUAGAACACCUCUGGGACAUUAUGUUUAGGUCCAUCUGGCGCCGCCAGGUUGCUCCUCAGACUGUCCAGGAGCUCAUUGAUGCCCUGGUCCAGAUCUGGGAGGAGAUCCCCCAGCACACCAUCCGUAGUCUCAUUAGGAGCAUGCCCCCACGUUGUCAGGCAUGCGUACAAGCACGUGGGGGCCACACAAACUACUGAGAAUCAUUCUGAGUUGCUACAAUAACAUUUUAGCUAAAUGGACCAGUGUGCUGCAUCAUUUUUUCACUUUCAUUUUUGGGGUGUCUUUGAUUUCCCCCCUCUGUAGGGUGAUCAUUUUCAUUUCUAUCAAAUGAUGUGGCAUCAUUUUGUUACUAAUACAUCACCCACUUAUUAUCAGGAAACAUAUUCAACAUCAUUUUUCCCCCAGUUUAGAUCUGAUGUGUUUUCGAAGUGUUCCUUUACUUUUUUUGAGCAGUAUAGUAUUAGUAGUAGUCGUAGUACUCUGAUGACAGAUGGCUGCUAGAGUUGUCCCAGAUUGGAUGUGAGCCAGUAGUUAUUGCGCAAGCCUGCUGAAAGCAUAGAUUGAACACAUUCACCAAAGCCACCAUUUGCAUCCUCUAAUUUGCUUUUGUUUGUCCUCCCUGGCACUUCCUCCUCUCCCACAAGCAAUUAUCUGACAGUGAAAGGGGCCCCCAGGAAUGCUGGCCCAUGAGCAACACGUGUUUGUCAAACUAGUUUACAGCCACUCACGGUGGAGGAAAUCAGACAAUAUUAGGUGAAUUAGACGGCACUGACACUGUGCAUACCUCAGAUUGUUUGUAAGAAUAACGAUACAGUAUAUACAGUACAUAUGCAGUACAACACACAUACAGUAGUACACAUGCUGGGGGUGGGCGAUACUGCAAACUCUGGUAUUGAUCCGAUACCAUGGCACUGCUGUACAUCACACCAAUUUCCUUGAGCUUGACAUUUAUACCUUUUGUCACACAACACAAACCAACAGAAGGUCACCAACCCAAAUGCCUCUUUUGCUCACGGUACAACCAAACAUAACAUACGGAACACAAAAUGUAAUUGCAUCACACGGGCUAUGCGGGUAUCAAAUAAACCCAGACACGCCAAUAUACUGUACAUGCAAAACAAUACUAGCGUGUAUAACCCACAAGGCAUGCUGGGUAACUUUGUGUUGAGUAAGCGUGCACGUGGGCUUGGCACGGGGUUUUCUAUCAAAUAAAGACCUACAAAAGGGUGGCUUUUCCCACAAAUAAAAAAAAAAAAACAAUGUUAAAAUUUCAUGUAAGCGGUCCUCAAUAGAAAAAGUUUGUGCACCCAAAGUGUGGCCCGGGGGCCAUUUGUGGACCACGGCAGUUUUUUUAACGGCCCUCGGCACAUUCUAAAAAUACAAUUAAAAAAAUUAACAUUUUUUAAAAAACAUACUGAAAAAAUGGGAAAAAAGCAGUAAUUUUACGAGAAUAAAGCUGAAAUAUUAGGAGAAUAAAGUCAUAAUAUCAUGUGGAAAAAACAUCUAAUUAUUAAAAUAAAAAUAAAUACAUUGCAGUAAAACAAAAAAAAGUUAAGUUGAAAAAUUACAAGAAAAACACGUUAUUUUCUAAAGUCGACAUAUUAUGAGAAACACGACUAAACAAAAAUUUGCCAUUUUUGGAAAAUUUGGUUGCAAAAAGUUAUAAUAUUACAUCAAUAAAGUCAAAAUAGGGAAGAAAGUCAAGACAUUACCAGAAAAAGAACAUGGAAAUGUUGAAAUAUUUGUAAAGUAAAAAAAACAACAACAGAAAUGGAACAAAAUGAGCAAAAAAAGGUGUAAAUAAGGAUAAAAAGUUCAAACUGAUAAUACGCUUUUUCACCGAUAUCACAAAGCUGAGAUACAGGCUGUUUUAUCUUCUCUUGGGAACACCUGCAGGUGUUCCAAACGUUUGUACAGUAUAUCACUUCAUAGCGUAUCUACAUGGGUUGGUUUGCAAAAUGUAAAAUAUCAAAGUGGUGCGUCCAUCCUUUGAUGGACAAAGUUUGGACACCCCUGAUCUACAACCUUCAUCAGGACUUCCUGAACGAGAAAUAAUGUUGGAUAAAUCUCUGAGCACGAUGCAGUGCUCAAACAUGUUACAUGAUUGUCGAUCCAAAUUGAAUCAUUUUUCUAUUUGACCCGAUUCAAUUGCACAAGUGGUAACUGCACUUUUAAUUAUUUUGCACUGCUAAAACAUUGUGGAUGUGACUGCAUGGGGAUUUUAACGCUUAGUAUUUCUCUUUUCUUGCACAAAUGAAAGAAAAAAGUUGAAUAAGGAACGUGGCUGAGUUUGUGGCAAUUUGACGAGGACAGGCUAUGGUUCUUUGAGGCCUCACUGGGAGCAAUACACUGCAGUUUGUGUGCUGUCUGGGCCGGUGAAGGUCAUCCUCGCUGAAUGGAGGGCUGAACAACGACAGGAUUAUCCCCAUGCACGCCGUGCACACUAACCCAAAUCUAAUCUGACUCUCUCUCCUUGCACUCAGCGCUUUUAAACGGCCAGCCGACACACUCUUUUCAUGCGCAUCUAGUGGCUCUGACUUAUUUUCACACGGUUUGAGUUGAUUAGAAUCCCCUUAAAGGCUGACGGUAUGAUUACUUUUUCACAGACAGCCUGUUUUGGGCUUUUGGGAUUUGAAAAUGUAUUAACAAUAAAUAAUUAUUAAAGCACAUAUUAAAUGUAAUAAGAUAUUUUUGCAAAAUUGGCAAUUUUGUUUUGCACAUAUAUGCAUAAUCCAUGAGUUUAAAAUACACACAUGCACGACAGGUUGCACCCGUGUGUCAAUGACAUUUGCAGUGAGGGCGAACAAACUUUUUGUUUUGUCGAGGCUAUGAUGCAGCUCGGGCGGGAGGGGGAAAGGAGAGUUGAUUUGAGGCAAGGACCAGAUGUGUUGUUUUUCCUGAGGGAGCUAAUACAUUUAUACACUCAAAAAAAUAUACAGUGGAACCUCGGUUAGCAUCUGCCCCGGUUAGCGUGCUUUUUGGUUAACGUCAAAAGUUUUGACUUGGUUUGCGUGCAUUCUCCGGUUAGCGUACAAUAUGGCGGGCGUCUUGUCGUGUUGUUGAUACAACUGUGUUUCUUAAUGUAUUUUUUUUUAAAUCAAAAAAACGUCCUUCCCUUUUAGCAUCCUAUUAGCUAGCUUACAAAAUGGCAACCGGAAUAGGAAGUCAUGUCACCCGUCUAUGAUGUCAUCAGCAAAUGACUCUCAAAAAUGUUUUUAUAGUUUUACAAUUGUAUUUUUACAUGCAUUUACAUGCAUUUACAUUUAAUGUUACUUUUACCCUCAUUGAAGACAUGACUGUUCCCAAAGACACGAUGUGGCAGUGAGAUCAACCACCACCACCUUCCUGUUGUCAGUCAAGUCAAGAAUCACGUCUUCAAUGUCUUAAAUGUUCAUUUAUCCCUUUCAUUCAUCAUUUAUAUGCGUUUUAAAAAGUUUUCAGCAUGUAAAACUAUAAUUGUAAAACUAUAAAAACAUGUUUUGUGUUGACAUUUUUGGCUUUCUGGAAUGGAUUGGGAACAUUGCUUCAGUUGACAUACAUUUCACUUAUAGUCCGCCCUUCUGGAAGAAAUUAAUGUGGCUAACCAAGGUUCUACUGUAUACGCUUUUUGCUCCCAUUUUGCAUGAGCUGAACUCAAAGAUGUAAAACCUCUUCUAAAUACACAAAAGGCCGAUCCCUCUCAAAUAUUGUUCACAAAUCCGUCUAAACCUGUGUUAGUGUUAUUCUCAGUGAGCAAUCAUUAUUCGUAAUACAUAAUCCAUCUAAAUCACAGGUGUGGCAUAUCAAGAUGCUGAUUCGUGCUGACAGCACGAUUAUUGCACAGGUGUGCCUUAGGCUGUCCGCAAUAAAAAAGUCACUCCAAAACAAAACGUGUACUUUAACUGUAUGAGGUGUGUGUGUGUUUCCAUGGGGGGUCCCAAAACCACCAUUUGCCUCAAACACUGUAUAAUCCAGAGAAUGUUUGGGAUGCUCUGGAUACGGUGUUUGAGGCAAAGGAUGGUCACACCAGAUAUUCACCGCUUUUCGGACUCGCUCCUCUCUACAAGGCAGUGUGCAAAUGCUCAUGCGGGCCGAAUGGUUUGGCAAGCUACAGUCAAACUUUUGAAAAAAAAAAUUGUCAUGUGAUAAGUUAACUUCAGUGAUAUUGCUCUCAUAUGAAGGUAUAGCAAAGCAUAAAAAGUACAGCACCAGUUGGCGUAUUUUAUAUCUGACUGAGAGCCCUGAAUGUCGUCCAGUUCCGUGUUUCUGUGUUCUAAUGCACCGGAUCACUUGUGGGAUUAGUGUGUCUGAGUGACACUAAGGGUGUACAGUACUCACACUAUCCCACGUCUUAUCUAAAUUCCAACACAUUUGGCUACUGUGGGUGCGCUGAUCCGUGCUCAAGUACGGCACAGAUUUGGGCCACAGCCAUAACUGUAAACCCUCCCGUUUUGACGUCCCAUUUUAAGUUUCUUGUAAAAAAAAAAAAUCCUCGCCGGUUCUCCUGGAGCAGCAGGAGUCAGGUCCCCCCUCACAAAAUUUUGUUUUGGUGGGAACGGUUGUGGUAAAAUCAGAAUUUCACUGAUUUUCUCUUAUAUUUCCGAAACACGCACAACAUGGCCGAGUCAAUGAAAUGCAAUCGCUUCUGGCAUGUUCUUGAUGCUUCAUGAUGGAAUCAAUUUUUUUCGCCUGUCAGGGCGUGACUGAGCGAUUUGGCUUCAUUUUUGUCCGCCAUUGGACAUCCCCAAAUGCUGGGCAGCAGCAUGUGCCGUUACACCAGGGCACUUUUCAUAAUAUAAAAAAAAAGAUAAAAAAGAUAAUAGAUAAUAAUAAUAAUAUAAUAAUAAUAAAAAAUACAAAUAAAUAAUCACUAAUAAAUAAUUACAAUAAAUUAAUAAAUAAUGCAAAAAUCACAAAGCGCCCCUGCCUCCCUGCCACUGCAUGAAAGACGUGUACAGUCGUCCCUCGCCACAUCACGGUUCAAACAUCGCUCCCUCACUCUAUCAGGGUUUUUUUUUUCGUGGUUUCGUGGACUAUGGAAUAUUAUUAGACCAAAAAUAUUGAAAAAGAAGUUAUGCAUAAUAUUCUGGCCACCAGGCAUCAGUAACAUUAUAUGACAUUAGACUAGAAUACCUUCACAUGGCAUGUAGUCAGCCAUGGCAUGUCCGACACACAUAGUUCUCCUCCCAUUCCUUGUGGAAGUGGUAAGGUUUUGGCUUCUUACGUUGUCCCCACUUCGUUCGAAACACUUUCUUAAGUUUAGAAUGAGUAAAUUGGAGAGGCUAACUAGUUAGCUCGGCUUUGCUUGUGGCGGCCGUCUCUUGUGUCCCUGCAGCGAUCCCGUAGAGUUGGCAUUACAGUUGAGCAAUGCAUUGCAAACAAAGAAUAGAACCAUUGUAAAGGUGACUAUAGGGGUGUUAUUUCAUGUCUACAGAGCUCUAAUAAUGAUAGAAUUGUAUUUUGAAAGUCAUAAACAGGUUUUCUAUGCUCUAACUACAAAAAUAUUCAAUUUAUUAAUCUAUUAAUAUUCAAAUUAUUGAAUCCUACUUUGAGGAAAUUCACUUAUUGCAGUUGAUUCUGGAACCAAUCAACCGCGAUAAACAAGGGACAACUGCAAUGCAAUUGCUCCUCUCACAAGUCAUUAAUGAAAGUCACCCGCUUGCCCCCCACCACCCCGCCCUCUAAGUCUUGUAUGGUGCGUUGUAUAUUGGCACUGCCAAAAUGAUGCGGGGUGAUUUUAUUCGGACAAAAGGUGAAGUAUUCCCGAGCCACUUGUUGUGUUUGUGCAUCGGCGGGAGGGGAGGUGGACCCUGGGGGAUGGGAAGUGAGGGACAGAUGGGAAUGACACAUGGUCCCGGUUGGCCUCCUCUCCUCGCACCCCUCCCCUCACAGACUCUGCCUAAUCUGACCGGGUAGAACAGGGUGAAAGGAUGGGGGAGGGCACCGGGCAUUCGCCACCACCUCUCCCUCUUUUCUGGCACCAGAGACACAGAUCCAAAGCAUGCUGGAUAUGGGAAAAAAAAGAGGACUUCUUUUCCAGUGAGGCUGGACUGAGGGAACUCAAGUAGCGCUCAUGCUGAGGUUUUCAGUUGCAGGGAUUCUAGAUUUAUCGCUAAUCCAACAUAAGAAGAGCGUAGGCACAAGUUGCUGCAGGACCGAGCGGCAUGCGUUUGCUUUUUUAUUUUGUUUUCCCGUCAAGAGAUGCAAGCCUGGCAGGCCUCUUUAAGGAUGUAACGGUGCCAUCUUCGGAGGCAUUCGAAGACUUAAUUGCUUGAGGUUGGAAAUCCAUGGCCAAAUGUCGAGUUGUAGCGGGUGACCAGAAGCAGUUCACAGGCACAAUGUCCGCCAACCAGGCGAUGAACCGUCGUGGCGUCUACAACUACUUCCUCAACAUGGUGGCCUAUCAGAUAUGCUGCUGCUGUGGACCGGCUCCCUGCUCGCUCUGCUGUGCCUUCUGUCCUCCCGUCAAAUCGUCCACCAGCACGCGAGUCAUGUACACCCUCUUCCACAUCAUGAGCUGCGCCGUCUCCUGCCUCAUGCUGUCACGCACCGUCUCCGAGCUGGUCAGGGAAAAUGUGCCUUUCUUCAACGUGAUGUGUGAUCAGGCACAUGGCGGAGGUCACUGUGAGAUGCUUGUGGGCUACUCGGCAGUCUACAGAGUCUGCUUUGGCACUUCCUGCUUCUACCUGAUGAUGGCCAUCUUCCUCAUAGAUGUGAAGUCCAGUCAAGACUUCAGAGCGCUCAUACACAAUGGUUUCUGGUUCCUGAAACUGAUCACACUGCUUGGAAUGUGCGCGGCUGCCUUCUUCAUCCCAACAGAAUCAUUCCUGCAUGCUUGGCAUUAUGUUGGUGUGGUGGGUGGAUUUGCCUUCAUCCUCAUCCAGCUCAUCCUCAUCACGGCUUUUGCACACACCUGGAACAAAAACUGGCUUACCGGAGCAGCAGAAAAUAAGCGUUGGUACUUGGCAGUGAUGUGUGCCACCCUUUUCUUCUACACCAUCGCCACCAUGGCCUUCACCUUUAUGUACAAGUACUACACGCACCCCAUUGCCUGCCAAUUCAACAAAGUACUGCUCUGGGUCAACCUGGGACUCUGCAGCCUCAUGUCCUUCAUUGCCGUCACGCCCUGUGUGAAGCAAAAGCAGCCUCGAUCGGGGCUCCUCCAAGCCUCCAUUAUCAGCUGUUAUGUUAUGUACCUGACGUUUUCUGCACUGUCCAGCCGCCCUCCUGAGAAAGUUGUGUAUCAGGGCAUGAACAUGACUGUCUGCUACCCCAACGUGGGACAAGAUGGCAUUCAAAAUGAAGGCAAUGCUGUGGCCAUCAUUGGAGCUGCAAUCAUGUACUGCUGUGUUCUCUUUGCAUGCAAUGAAGCCUCUUACCUUGCAGAGGUAUUUGGUCCAUUUUGGAUGAUCAAAGUUUACCGCUAUGAGUUCCAGAAAGCCACCUGCUGUUUCUGCUGCCCUGAGGAGGAUGAAGCUGAGGAAGAGUUUGUGGUGGAUGACGACAACAAAGGCUGUCAGAAGGUUAUUCACAAUGAGACCCAGAGAGUAGCUUACAGCUACUUCUUCUUCCAUUUUGUCUUCUUCUUGGCCUCGCUUUAUGUCAUGAUGACCCUCACCAACUGGUUCAGUUAUGAGUCGGCGGUGCUGGAGACCACCUUCACGCACGGCAGCUGGUCCACUUUCUGGGUGAAGAUGUCAUCGUGCUGGGCCUGCGUCAUCCUCUACCUUUGGCUGCUGCUGGGCCCCUUGUGCAGCUGUCAAAACGAAUCCAGACCUCGCCGCUCCCGCAUUAAACGCCGCUCGCCGUCCUCCCGCCAUGUCACUGUCAGCGUCUGACACGCCCUGAGAGAGCCAGCUAGUGUGGGAGGUCACAUGACUCCGUUCACCUCCAGUGAGCACGCGGCUCAAGGGGUUAAAGACUCACAUUGCAGUGAGACGGUCUAAUCAGGGGCCCGGUUUGGCUUGUGGUGACCAGCCCUCAUGAAGACUGGCUGACUCGCCAAAGUGAUCAGACGAACUGCACUGUGAUGGAAAUACAGCCAAUAGAUGGACAUAUUUUGUUACUUUCAUAUCAUAACAAAAAAAAUCUAGCUGUUAGCCACAACAUGAAAUAAGUGAACUUUUUUUUGGGCACAUCAAAUCAGGUCCUGGCUUAUUGUUAGUUAUUAUUAACCUUAAAUGCUAUUCUGUUUACUUAAACCAGGGGUGUCCAAAGUGCAUUUUUGGCCCGUCAUUUUUUAUUGGCCCUCGGCAUAUUAUACACAGGUGGUCCUCGUUUUAGAACGUUCCGUGUUUAUGGUCAUUACGGUCAUUAUGGUCGGUAAACAUGAGACUACAGUAGUUAAAGCAGCCCACGGAAGAAUACAGUGUUUACCCGCCUGGAUCAGUUCGCUUGUUACAAGCGACAGUGCGCCAAAGAAACGGAACACCAUCACCGUGGAAGUGAAAAUGAACAUUAUAAAAAGCUCAGAGAGGAGACACGCCCACAAACUGUGCCCAAUUAGAGGGGUCAUGGAUUCUGUGCGCUGCUACAAGGAAGGAAAAUAGGUUGUCCUCAUUUGUAACCACCUGCAGUGUAUAUAUGGCCCUGGCUAUGAAAAGUGUGGACAUCCCUGACUUAGCGUGUCUUUUCAGACAACUGUAAAUAAUAUUUUAGGUGAAACAUUACAUUUUACAUGUUUACAUUUUUUUAUUUACCACAUAAAAGAUCAGAGCUCUGUCUCUACAUCAUAUUCACUCUUUUAUACAGUUUAAAUGCUGAUGUAAUCAAGCACACGUUCAAUUCCUGUUUUUUUCAACUUUUGCUGACAGGAAUUGUCCCUGUGAAAUAGAAAUGUUCUGAUUGUGUACAUCAGGGGUGUCCAAUCUCCACAUAAUGAAAACUGAAAAAAUGCAAGGGCCACUUUUCUAAGAAGUUAUAUAUGGCUAAAAAACCUGCAUCUCAGCAUUGUCAUAUACAGUUGUACCUUGGUUACGUUUUGGCUUGUUUUCGCUUGUUUUAACUGAAAAACGUGCUGGGGUGGACGUUAACCAAGGUACCACUGUAGGUGAAAAAGCAUAUUAGUAGUAUCAACUUUGCUCUUUGCUCUUUUUUUCCCCAAAUUUUCUAAAUAUUUCAACUUUCCUCUUAAAUAAUCUUCAGAAACUUUCUUCUCGUAAUAUUAUGACUUUAUUCCCAUUAUAUUUUAUCUUUAUUCCAAUAUACUGUAACAUUUUCCCCAACCUAGUUGUGCAAAAAUGACAACUUUAUUUUGUUUUGUUUGUUUUUCAUAAUAUUACAACUCUUAAAAAGAAAACAUUUUUAAUAUUUAAUAAUUUAACACUAUGCUACAAUUUUUUUUCCCUCAUAAUAUUCUGAGUUUAUUAUAAAAUUGUGCCUUUUUUCUGUAGUACUCUGGUACUAGGCGGCAGUAUUGACACAAAACAUUGAUGAGACAUUACCUUACCUUACAUUACCUUAACACUGCAUGAAGUCAGCCACGGCAUGUACGACAUGGUAGAGUGAAAAAAAGUUCUCCCCCAUCCCAUGUGGAAGUGGUACGUUUUUGGCUUCAUUAGUUUAGAAAAAAUUAAUUAGAGGCUAACUAGUUAGCUAGCUAGCGGCUGUCUCGAGUCCAUGCAGCAUAAGAGUUGCACAAUAUGAUAUAAACAAUGGAUAAUAGGAGUAUAAAGUUGACUUUAGGCAUGUUAUUUCAUGUCCACAGGGCUCUAAUAAUGUUAAAAAAUGGAUUUAGAAAGCCAUAAACAGGUUUUCUAUGCUUUAACUACAAAAAUAUUUCCUUUAUUAACAUUUAAUCCUAUAGUACGGAAAUUCAUUUAUGGUGGUCCAGUCUGGAACCAUCCAUCCAUCCAUAUUCUAUGCCCCUUGUCCUCACUAGGGUAGUGGGGGCAUGCUGGAGCCUAUACCAGCUGACUCGGGGCGAGAGGCAGGGCAGGGGUAUUGAACCAAUUAACUGCUGCAGUGACGACUGUAUUGCGACUUAAAAAAUAAAAAUUCUUUCUUUAAUAUUUCAACUUUAUGCUCCUAAAAUGAUUUUAAAAUGAUUUUUCCUCCUAAUAUUCUGACACUAUUCUCGUAAGAUUGCAGUUUUUCUCUUAAUAAUCUUUCUCUUAAUAAUAAUAGAUUAUUAAUCUAAUAAUUAGAUUUUAUUCUUUUAAUUUACUGAUGAUUUUUCAAUCUUUUACUGUUUUUCUUCCUAAAUUAAAGUUAAAUUCUAAUUUUAGAAAGUGCACUUUGCACACCUCUGGUGUACAUGAACAUAUCAUCCUACUUGACAAAGCGUUAACAAACCCCCUCUAAUUGGGCACAUCUUAAAAACAUAAAGAGUGCAACAAAAAAAAACACCUUGAAGAACCUGCAAGAAAAGUGGAUGACCCGCACAGUAAUUUUCACCCAUCCAUCCAUCUUGCUUAUCAUGUUCAGGCCAGCCAAUCACAGGGCUCACAUAGAGGCAGGCACUCACAAUCACACCAAGUCCCUGAGCCAUGCUGUCUGAACGAGUAGAUCGCUACUGAAGAUAAAUAUUCAUAACGUGAGGGGCAGCUAAAAACGUGCUUGUUAAACGAACCAGAUGGCACGGGGAUCGACUCCAGCUCAUCUGUGGGCCUGCAGAGGAUCAAUGCUGUAAAUAUCUCUAUCUGGUUUACAUAUUUCUACAUUUGAUUUAGACAUAUUACAAGCCAGGAGGACGCUGAGAGGAUAGAACUUCCUUGCCUUCAAAUGAUUUUUUAUGUCACUUCUCAGAAGAAUUUAGUAGGCUUGUAUCCAAAAAUACUGCAGUUCUUUGUAAAUUGGCACAUUUUGUAGGUUCACUUUGAAGCAUUUGUUGUUGUAGUACAGUGGAACCCGGCUGACUGACGUCGGCAUAAGCGGUUGUCGACAUAGCCGGAAUCAAAACAUAAACUAGCCAUUGCUUGCACAUUUACUUUUGCCAGAGACAUAAGGAGAAUAGGUGAUAAUAAAGGAUUUUUUAAAUAUUUUUGUGUUUUCAUAUAUUUUAUACUCUUAUCUAACAGAGCUGCUGCGCUAACUUUGUUGCUUGUCUUGACUACAAUGACAAUAAAGAUUUCUUCAGGUGGCUAACAAUCUAAAAAAAAAAAAAAAAAUGAAGUGUGCUGCCAUGCUUUUAUUGCACUGAACAGGAAGUGAGUUUUAAUGCUGUGUAACUAGACCGGAGUUAUGUUGCUGUUGUCGUUUCAUGCUGCUCAGCGAUAAUGACGAAGUGAACAAUACUACAACACGUGUUGACAUAAACUGACCCGUUUUCCGUAGAAAUGACCCCUUUUUCUCCCAAACGUUAUGUCAACACAAACCAUGGAUGUCGACGUCGACUUAAGCGGGCACUGUUUUAGUAAUAAUAAUAACACAAGUUGGCCAACAGAGACAGGAUGAUGACGAACAGGAGCGACUUAAACGGGUUCCACUGCUUAUGUAAAUACAUAAUUUCCAUAAAUAUCUGACUUCAAUUUGAACCUAAUUGUCAAACACAGUGGAACAUUGGUUAGCGUCAUUAAUUAGUUUGAGACGGUGCGACUAACUGAAACAGACGCUAACCAAAUCAAAUUUCCCCAUUAGAAAUAAUGUAAAUCCAAUUAAUCCGUUCCAGAAAGCCAAAAAUGUUAACACAGAACACGUUUUUAUAGUUUUUACCUUCAUUGAAAACAUGAUUCUUAACAUGACUGAGCAGGAACAGGAAGUUGGUGGUGGUUGCUCUCGCUGCCACAUCUGGUCUUUGGGAAGUCAGGUCUUCAAUUAAGGUAAAAGUAACCUUCAUUUAUCCCUUUCAUUCAUUUAGAAUAGUUUUAUGCAUGUAAAACUAUAAAAACGUGUUUUGCAUCAACAUUUUUGAGUCAACCACUGAUGACGUCAUAUACGGGCGACAUAACUUCCAGUUCCGCUUAAGCUAGCUAAUAGGAUGCUAACAAGAAAGAACGUUUUGUGAUUAAAAAAACAAACAUUAAGAACGCAGUUGGACUCAUGCAGUGUAUUCACAACACGACAAGACGUACGCUAAUUGGGAAAUCCACACAAACAGAGGCAAAAUUGUGGUGUAAAAUCCACAAGACACGCUAACUAGGGUGGACGCUAACCGAGGUUCCACUGUGAUAUUCUACUCAGUUCUUGUGAAAAGGCGAUGGGUGUUUAGAUGCUGGGUUUACCCCGGUGUGUUGCGAAUCUACAGUGAAUGCUUCCUUCCUGUUGAGGUUGAGUGGUGAGUCGCUGUUACUGAUGGGCAAAUGGAGCCGAGUGUCUGUGAUGACUUGUUACGGUUGAUGAGCAGCAGUUGGGUUCAGUCAAAAUGAAGUCAGGCACCGCCAGUUAAGUAGCAACUAUCCUCAAUCCUCACUUGUCUUUUUUUUUUUUAAAUACAACUUUUCUUUCCAAA
Messenger RNA from Dunckerocampus dactyliophorus (ringed pipefish), 13078 nucleotides. It is a transcript of the gene serinc4, whose product is annotated as serine incorporator 4. Gene Ontology annotation, cellular component: membrane. The coding region runs from base 6978 to 8528 and encodes 516 amino acids. The record is from RefSeq and is a predicted model, not a curated record. The transcript is spliced from 11 exons. NCBI's taxonomy places the organism in Eukaryota, Metazoa, Chordata, Actinopteri, Syngnathiformes, Syngnathidae.